This is a messenger RNA of Moneuplotes crassus, 2317 nucleotides long. Lineage: Eukaryota; Ciliophora; Spirotrichea; Euplotida; Euplotidae. The record is from the annotation of a GenBank genome assembly.
AUGGUAAAUGAUGCAGUCAAGAAAAAGUACAGAAGAAUGCAGGCUCAGCUCCACAAGAACCUUGCCUCUCAGUCUGACGACCAAUGGUAUGGAGACAUGACUCUGUUCAAUGGCACUUUCAUCAAGCUUUGGAAUGGCACCAUCAGAAUGCUUCUUGGAGAUUUUUAUCAAUACUAUGAUCCCGAUGAUGGAUGAGAAAGCCAAGAGCUCAAAGAACUCAUACAAAAAGCACACAACGACUACCUUGAACGCUUCAUGAGAUUGGCCAUAGCUUUGCAGUAUAUCCUCAUCGUGACAUUAUGAAUUGGCGCGAUAAAUGCUGAUUGGAGUAAACCUACUUUUAUUUCGAAAGUUAUAACCACGGCUAUAACAACAGUGAUCAUUCAUGCUGUAAAUCACUUUAAGUCAAGAGUCCCUUUCUUACUUGACUCGAUGUUUCCAAUAAUGAUGUUCAUCAAUGGAGUACUUAUCACUUUUGAGAACUGUCUCCUCCCAGAAUAUCGAUUUUAUGAAAUGUGGAUAAUCUGGUACUUUAAAAUAUUCUGACUAAGCGUAGUUUAUUCACUUAAAUGACACUAUAUAAUCAUUUCCUAUGUCUCAGUGCAAGUGAUAUGAUUAGUCUCGAUUCAUUACUGAUUUGACGGCAUUGAUCCCUUCAUUACUGGAAUGAUCAUAUUCGGCAUCAUCUGAUACUGAAUGAUCAGCCUUACUAUCUCAAGUGUGUUCCAUAAUCAACUAAGGUUGGUAAAUAAAAAUAAAAGUCUUGUCGGUACAAUUCAGAACAUCCUUGAAGUGAUGCCGUAUGGUGUUUUAAUCAACUCAGGCCCAUCUGAAAGAAAGCCUGUUAUCAAGUAUGCUAACGAUGAGAUAGAGAAACAGUUAUUUCAAAAAGACAGCAUAGAUAACAAGCCAGUCAACAUUCUUACUCUAAAAUGUAGAGCUCCUGAUAUUUGACACAACACAUGUUUUAAAGAGGAGUUGAAAUAUCAAUCUGAUUCAGAGUCUGACACUCAAGUUAUAAAGAUCAGUGAGAUUUUAUCAAAAAUUCAAGGUAAAAUAGACACCCAUUCAAGAAUGGUCAAGACCGAAAUUGAAGUUCAAAGCUGAGAUAAUCAUGAACUGGAGCUUACUGAGGACUACUCCUACGUCAUCAAAUCAAUUCCUGUAAUCUGGGACAAAUAAGGAAUCAUACUUGCACCUGAUGUGUGACAUUACCAGUUUAAAACAGCUCGAAAGUGCAAAAGCAACCAACAAGUGAAUGCAUAUCAUGUUUUCAAGUGUCAGCCAUGAAUUCAGAACUCCUCUAAAUUCCUUUAGAAAUAUCCUUGAGUUGUUUAAAGCUAGUUUUGAGAAUAUGAAGGAGAUUAUAUCAUCACAUCCUCUUCCUUCAUUUGAUCAGCUACAAAUCAACUCUCUCUUUCUCAACUGUCAAAAAUACUUCAACAUUGGAAAUAUCUCAGCUAAAAUUCUUGAAAACUUAGUUGAAGAUGUCCUGGACUUUGCCAAGAUAGAAGCGGGAACUUUCAGACUAAACCCAAAAGCCUUCACUAUCCAUGACCUUUGUGAGGAAGUUUCCUACCUCUUCCAGAAUCAAUGCCAGAGAAAAGGUAUUGACUUCAGAGUCAACUGAGCCCAAUCGCUUAGGCAGCAGGUGUUUUAUAGCGAUAGCUCAAGGAUUAGACAGGCUCUCCUCAAUCUCAUCUCUAAUUCAAUGAAAUUUACACAGAAAGGAUUCAUCCAAGUCACUAUUUUCAGAGAUGACCAAGGUCUUGAGAGGUAUCUCAAGUUCAUAGUCGAGGAUACAGGUGUUGGAAUUUCUGAGGAAGAUCAAAAAUCUCUUUUCAAGCUCUUUGGAACUGUCCAAAAAUAUAGAAAUGGUAUCAACCUCAAAGGAACUGGUCUUGGACUUACUAUCACACAGAAGUUGGUAAAUCUUCUUGGAGGUGUUAUUUUAUUGUCAUCAAAAGAACAUAAAGGGACAAUAAUUGAGUUUACAAUCAAAGAGUUUGACCCUGAAGAUUGCGAGUCACCCCAAAAUGUAAAUAUCCUUGACCCAAAUACCGAAGUUCAUCACUCCAUAAAAAAACCCUCUCUUAUAAAAAUGCCUAAAGAAAUCAAGGAAGAGUCUAAAGAUCAUCAGGUACCGAAAAUCCUGACCAACAUAAUAUACCCAACAGAUGGAUGCAUCAGCCCUCGGCUUCUAAACGAGAAAUCCUUAACCAAUGGAUGGGUAUCAAGAGUUCCUGAUUUUAAACCUCAGGAAUGAGACUUAAAAAGAGUAAUGGGCCACUAGCCAUUUUAUAAAUUUCUAUAUCCA